GUACCCGGUGACUGUAUACAGGCCCAGGCCUUUAGGCAUGUAUGAAUGAUGCUAUUUGAUAAUCUUGUACACGUAUUGAGCGGAUUAGACGUAGGUAAUGUCCGAUGAUACUAGUAUAGUAAAGUGGACUACAAUAGUUACGAAGCGGGGACAGCCGCUUAUCUCUAAUGAUCACAAUUCUUUCAACUUAUCUAGCUAGCCAUUAUACGGCAUCGAGAAAAUCAGAAGUUCGCGAACAAUUCUAUAGCCAACUUAUUUCUUUCGAGUUUGCUACGACGUCGUUAACCCCUUUUAAGCCAGUAUAGCCGAUAUGGAUGAUUCAAAGGGUCUUGCCUUGGCCAUCGAGGAGGCGAAGAUCGGAUACGAAGAAGGCGGCGUUCCGAUCGGCGCGGCCUUGGUUGCUGCUGAUGGCAGAGUGCUCGGCCGAGGUCACAAUAUGAGAGUACAGAACGGCAACCCGAUUCUUCAUGGUGAGACUUCCUGUCUCCAAAAUGCAGGCCGUCUGCCUUCGUCGGCGUACAGCGGCAGCACUAUGUACACAACCCUCUCGCCUUGCGACAUGUGUACCGGCGCCUGCCUCCUGUACGGCAUCUCUCGCGUGGUCAUCGGCGAGAACAAGACGUUCCUCGGCGGCGAGUCGUAUCUCAAGCAGCGCGGCGUCGAGGUCGUCGUGCUGGACUCGCCCGAGUGCAAGGAGCUGAUGGAUAAGUUUAUCGCCGAGAAGCCGGAGAUCUGGAACGAGGAUAUUGGUGUGGAAGAGAGGGUAUAUUCAAAGGAGAGUGUUCAGGCGCCGGGGGCUUGAGGAUUCGGAUUGUGAUGGGUGUCUUCAGGUCCCUGAAGAUAGUUGUUUUUUUGUAAUCAACAACUUCGAGAAUGCAAAAGCGUUGUAGUUUAUAGAAUGAACUGUACUGACGAACGGUUACUUCGAUAAUCGCUUAUUGUCGGUGAUCUCCUUUUCCGAGGAAUAUAUAACGUCCGUACAAAUUUGUAAUGAGCUUCAUUCUAUGCCGAAUUUCAAGUUACUAAAAUCAU
Messenger RNA from Annulohypoxylon truncatum, 1032 nucleotides. Its product is annotated as putative cytosine deaminase. Lineage: Eukaryota; Fungi; Ascomycota; Sordariomycetes; Xylariales; Hypoxylaceae. The transcript has 5 exons. Gene Ontology annotation, cellular component: cytoplasm; nucleus. Gene Ontology annotation, molecular function: diaminohydroxyphosphoribosylaminopyrimidine deaminase activity. The record is from RefSeq and is a predicted model, not a curated record. The coding region runs from base 311 to 802 and encodes 163 amino acids.